Messenger RNA from Cordyceps fumosorosea ARSEF 2679, 948 nucleotides. Its product is annotated as Alpha/beta hydrolase fold-3. Gene Ontology annotation, molecular function: hydrolase activity. NCBI's taxonomy places the organism in Eukaryota, Fungi, Ascomycota, Sordariomycetes, Hypocreales, Cordycipitaceae. The record is from RefSeq and is a predicted model, not a curated record. The transcript is spliced from 3 exons. The coding region runs from base 1 to 948 and encodes 315 amino acids.
AUGACGUAUCUUGACCCUCCCAAUCAAAAGUUUGUCGACUCCCUUGCUGGAGGACAACCACUCUACCAAAAAUCAUACGCGGAUGCUAGGAAGGUCCUGGAGAACAUCCAGAACUUCAAACCCUCUGCGGACGUAUCCCAGGAGCGAACCUCGAUUGACUUCAAUGGCUCGCCGGUCGAGAUGGUCAUUUUCCGCCCGGCAAAAGCCAGCGGACCUUUGAAGUUGAUCUUCUAUACCCAUGGCGGCGGGUGGAUCUUGGGAAGCCCAUCUGCUCACGGAGCUUUGAUGCAAGACUUUGUGCGCCAAACCGGUGCAGCUGUUGUUUUUCCGUACUACACCCCGGCCCCCGAAGCGCAAUACCCGACACAGUUCGAGCAGUCAUACGGAGUACUUGAGCAUGUUGUCAAGCACGGGGACAAGUACCAGCUAAAGACGGAUCGUCUUGGCCUCGCGGGUGAUAGUGUUGGAGGAAAUAUGGCUAUUGCCAUGACACAACUCGCCAUUUCUCGAGGCCUUCCCGCCAAGAUUGGCCAGCUCGUGCUUCUUUACCCAGUCACAAACACUCAAACUAAAUCUGUCACUUACAAGCAAUUCGAGGAUGGACCGUACCUUACUGAAAAGACAAUGGACUGGAUGAUUAACGCCUUCCUUCCAAAAGUCGAGGAUCGAGCAAGCCCACUUGCCUCACCCCUCGUCUUUGCCCCGGACGACAUAUUGGCCAAAUUUCCGCCAACAACUAUUUUUCUCUCGGGCGCUGAUCCAUUGAUCGCCGAAGGCGAGGCGUUUGGGCAUCGAUUGCAAAAGUUGGGUGUCGAUACAGCAAUUAUCAAGGCAGAAGGGGUCAUUCAUGACUUUGUUCUGCUGGAGCCGAUUCGACAUGCAGCAACUCCGCGAGUUAUUACGGAGCUUGCUGGAUUAAAACUUCUCCAAGCCAUUGCUGAUAAAUGA